Messenger RNA from Pleuronectes platessa (European plaice), 1218 nucleotides. RefSeq names its product RNA-binding Raly-like protein. The coding region runs from base 1 to 918 and encodes 305 amino acids. Gene Ontology annotation, molecular function: RNA binding. NCBI's taxonomy places the organism in Eukaryota, Metazoa, Chordata, Actinopteri, Pleuronectiformes, Pleuronectidae. Gene Ontology annotation, cellular component: nucleus. The record is from RefSeq and is a predicted model, not a curated record. The transcript has 8 exons.
AUGACUGGGAAGACCCAGACCAGCAACGUGACCAACAAGAAUGACCCGCGCUCCCUCAACUCCCGCGUCUUCAUCGGUAACCUCAACACAGCUGUGGUGACCAAGGGCGACAUCGAGGCCAUCUUCGCCAAGUACGGGAAGAUCUUCGGCUGCUCGGUGCACAAGGGCUACGCCUUCGUCCAGUACGCCAGCGAGAGGAACGCCAGGGUGGCCGUGGCCGGGGAGAACACCCGGGUCAUCGCCGGACAAUCACUAGACAUCAACAUGGCAGGAGAGCCAAAACCAUACAGGCCCAAGUUGGGCUCCAAGAGGCCUCUCUCGUCGCUCUACAGUGGCUAUGAGUUUGACUACGACUACUACAGAGACGAUUUCUACAGCAGACUCUUUGAGUUUCACGGCCGUGUCGCCCCCCCGACCCGGGCUGUGAUCCCCAUCAAACGUUCACGACUACUCGUCCCCUCCACCCGCAGAGCCAAAUCCUCCUUGACAGUCAGAGCUUGUUCCUCCUCCUCUUCCUCCUCCUCGUCCUCCUCCCGAGCACUCCACGCCGUCUCUUCCGUCACGGCUCCUAAACUGAAGACGGACCAGCUCGUAACAAUCAAAAGGGAGUUGUCUCAGAUCAAGACCAAGAUCGACUCACUGCUGGGAAGGCUGGAGAAGAUUGAGCGGCAACAUCGCUGUGAUGCCGAGAUGCAGAGGAAACAAGAGGAGAUGUGUGAAUGUCUCCAUGGUGAUGCGCUGGAUCACUCCGGUGGAGAGGAAGCGGAUGGGACAGCCGAGGUGGAGGCGGGGGAGAUGACGGACGGGGGUGAAGAUGACUUUGAAGACGAAGGCACCAGCGACAUGGUAAUUAGGACAAGACGCCGUUACCAGUCUCAACAAGGAAUAGAGAACCACAUAUCAGAUAUUGACAACUGAGUAAGAGAGGAAGCCUACAACACAUGAAGUUGGAGGAACAGAUACCAGCAAUACCUUCUUUAUCGAGAGGGUGUAUUUGAAAUGAAAUGAGAGCAGUGACAGCAGGAGGAAGAGUUUUACAACCUUGUUUGUUGCUAGUUUGCUUCAUUACAACACAACACUCCGCGAUGUGAACUUCAUCGAAAAAAGCCGGUUAUCGAUAUUCUCCACUCUGCUGCAGCGAGAUCAACUUCAAACAGCAAUCCAUAUUUUCCCCUUCAGACAGAUUGCCUAUCUGGAAAAUCAGGACACUACGGUAUA